Cannabis sativa is the source of this 573-nucleotide messenger RNA. RefSeq lists its product as uncharacterized. The coding region runs from base 1 to 573 and encodes 190 amino acids. The transcript is spliced from 2 exons. The record is from RefSeq and is a predicted model, not a curated record. NCBI's taxonomy places the organism in Eukaryota, Viridiplantae, Streptophyta, Magnoliopsida, Rosales, Cannabaceae.
AUGUCUGAUGAAAUGGUGGCAUUAAAGAAAAUAAAACAUGGACAUGUGUUGUUCUACCAGAAGGAAGAGAGGAAAUUGGUUGUAUAUGGGUUUAUAGGAAGAAAGAGAAUCUUGAUGGAAGUACCUCCAAAUUUAAAGCUCAGCUUGUUGCUAAGGGGUUCCAUCAACAACCCAGUUUUUGCUUCACUGAAACUUUUAGUCCAGUCUCUAUUCAUUUUCCACACAUCUACAUCUACUACUCUUAUAUUAGUAUAUGUUGAUGACAUUAUUAUCACUGGAAGUGACUCUAACCUCAUCGCCAAUAUUGUCAACUCAUUAAAUUCUCAAUUUUCCCUGAAGGAUCUUGGGGACUUGAGCUAUUUUCUAGGCAUUGAAGUUAAAACCACUCCACAAGGGCUGCAUUUAUCCCAAUCCAAGUACAUUAGAGACCUUCUCAUCAAAUCCCAAAUGGAGGAUUCCAAACCACUUCCAACCCCCAUGGUGAGUAGUUUAAAGCUAUCAGCUCAUGGCCAUGAACCGUUUGACACCCCUAACUAUAUGGGUCGAUUGUGGGUGUCCUACAAUAUCUGUUAA